AUGGCCGCUCCAAGCGCUAAGGAGGAAGCUUUCGCAGGAGCAGCAGAGGAACGAGACCCAGUGGUCGAGCACCCCGAUCCUGAGAUCUCCGCAGCCAUCAAUGAGGAGGAAUACCUCGUUACCCCCGUCAAGGGUUGUGACUUUGCGUUCGAAAUAGGAAACUUUCCCAUCCUGAGGUCGAAGCGAAUGGAGCUGUUGCCCGGGGAUUUCACAUUCCCAAUGAGAUCCGAACAGCUCGCACUGCAGGAGAGCCUCCGUAAGCCGACCCUCGCAGAUCAGGACUGCUCGUGGGGAGACACAGAAGGUGCCGGAACACGCGCCCCGCCUGGGGAUUCGCCGGACGAGCCUUUGCCUCCGCCCGGUGUGCCUGAUUUGGACGGCUCCGAUUUGAAGGAUCGUUUGUCCGAGUACUUGGACCAAGUGGCCAAGGAAAACGAGGACUAUGUUCCCGAAGAUGUCGGAGCUGUGGAGGACUGGCUGGGGAGGGAUGCUCCUGGAUCUUCUAAGGCACAACGGGAGGCUGACAUUGAAAGAUUCGAACGCAAAAAGGCUCGUGAAGCCGAGGAAGAUGCUCGCAAGGCCCUUAGAGACUCCCCGGCCAUGCCUGUCAUCGCCGAGCCUGACCCCGCCCAUUUCGGGAAAAUCUUUGAGAUUUGUUCGGUCAAGGGGGAUGAACUCCCGGACGGGCACCCCCAGAAGAAAUGGAAGGGUCGUAGUGUCUUCCAGGGCAAUAAUGUCCAGGACGAAAACCACGAUCACGCCAUUUUCGCCGAACUAGGAUCAAGCCCCGCUAGCAUGGAGGCCGGGAAAAUCAUCGAUGUGUUUGGUAGCCAACCCGGGUACGUGAAACAGCAGGCUGAUGGCAUCGCCGCAUACACACAAGCCCUUUUUAAAGGCAUUGAAACGUGGGUUCGUCUCCCUCGAAACAGAUGGCCUAAAGAAUGGUCUGGGUAUGAAGAUCCUGUUUGCCCACUCAGGCUCGCUUUGUACGGCCACCCUGACUCAGGUGGUAUCUGGGAGAGGUACUGUACAGAACAGUUAGAGAGUGUUGGUUUUACUGCAGUUCUACCCGACAUUUGGCAUUCUGUUUUCUACCAUGCUGAACUAGAUUUGUUGCUUGUUGUGUACGUUGAUGACUUCAAGAUGGCCGGCCCCCAAGACAAAAUCAACAAAGGUUGGGAGUUGAUAGCUAAGGUGAUUGACAUGGAACCAGCCGAGGUCUUGGGGCGGUACUUCGGGUGUCAUCACGUUGAGCAAAAUCAGGUCCAGCUUUCACGGGAGGACCACCCAUUUGCUUACGUCUUCGACAAGAAGCACGCUAGCCCAGCUGCCGACUACCAAGUCCGGCCGAACCGCAAAGAGGACUUCUGGGAGGUCGACGCUGAGUUAGCUGCAGUCGUUAGGUUGGUGGACUGGGAGAACAUAUUUCCCCAUCACUGA
Messenger RNA from Symbiodinium natans, 1440 nucleotides. NCBI's taxonomy places the organism in Eukaryota, Dinophyceae, Suessiales, Symbiodiniaceae. The record is from the annotation of a GenBank genome assembly.